UUCUCCUCUCCACAUAACUCCCAGCACUCUCCACUGUCUGUCUGUCGCGCAGACUCUCUCUCACUCUUCGUCUUCUCUCUCUUGCUUCACGACAAGUUCGAUUUUUGCGCAAUCCAUCACCAUGGCUGACGAGCAUGAUGUUACCUUCGAGUCCGCCGACGCCGGCGCGUCUCUCACCUACCCCAUGCAGUGCUCUGCUCUGCGCAAGAACGGCUUCGUCGUGAUCAAGGGCCGCCCCUGCAAGAUUGUCGACAUGUCCACCUCCAAGACUGGCAAGCACGGUCACGCCAAGGUCCACCUUGUCGCCCUUGACAUCUUCACUGGCAAGAAGUACGAAGAUCUUUCUCCCUCCACUCACAACAUGGAUGUCCCCAACGUCACCCGUCGUGAGUACCAGCUUCUCGACAUCUCUGACGAUGGCUUCCUCUCCCUCAUGAACGACGACGGUGACACCAAGGACGAUGUCCGCAUGCCCGACGGUGAGAUUGGUGAGAAGAUCAACAAGCUCUUCAAGGUUGAUGAGAAGGACACCAACGUUGUCGUUCUCACUUCCAUGGGAGAAGAGGCCGCCAUUGAGGCCAAGGAGGCUCCUAAGCAGUCUUAAAUUAACAAUUCUACUUUCCUCCGCCAAUUGAGUAAAAUGAAGAUUUAGGAUUUGUUUAUAGCCCCCUCGUUUCCCUCCACCUCCUGGCGUUUACUGCGGCCGUCGUAACAUCGAAUAUCCUUGGGUUGAUGUAUGGGUCGUUCCGCUCGAAGGUUGAUGGAUCGGAUUUUUUUUCAGCUAGUUUCAAUACUUGGCACUUCAAAUACCCUUCCAAAGGGCCAAUACAGUUUCCUUUGUCCUUCACGAAUCAUGGCCAAAGCUACCCAGAUGGAAGUUUGCGUAGCUGGGAAUUAUGAUAGAAAAUGAAGAUAAAAAAAAAAUGAAUGUGCAUAUUGGCUUGCUGUACAGUCUAUAAAUCGAUACAAGUAGUGAUUUGCAUAAUUGUAGACGAUUGAC
This is a messenger RNA of Trichoderma atroviride IMI 206040, 1000 nucleotides long. RefSeq lists its product as uncharacterized. Gene Ontology annotation, biological process: translational elongation; positive regulation of translational elongation; positive regulation of translational termination. NCBI's taxonomy places the organism in Eukaryota, Fungi, Ascomycota, Sordariomycetes, Hypocreales, Hypocreaceae. The record is from RefSeq and is a predicted model, not a curated record. Gene Ontology annotation, molecular function: translation elongation factor activity; RNA binding; ribosome binding.